Suillus paluster is the source of this 882-nucleotide messenger RNA. RefSeq lists its product as uncharacterized. The transcript is spliced from 5 exons. NCBI's taxonomy places the organism in Eukaryota, Fungi, Basidiomycota, Agaricomycetes, Boletales, Suillaceae. The coding region runs from base 178 to 564 and encodes 128 amino acids. The record is from RefSeq and is a predicted model, not a curated record.
ACCACCGGGGCCCACCCAGAGUGUGACAUCCUCUUCGGUUCUCUCUGUGUUCAUCUUGUCGUUCAAGUUACUAUCCAAAGGCACUCGAUUCCACACUUGCUUCUCGGUUAUCAUCAUAUUCUGUGUUGUCUACGUGAUUUGUGUCGUGCUGUGGCUUAGUCCGAAAAGUUUUACACAAUGGCAUCUUGGAUUGACAUAUUCUCCUUUCUAACCAUAACGUCCCUUUUUGUGGGGACCAUCCUCGGCGUCGUCCUCAUAGCGAAACGCCUUUCAGCGGCUGCUCAGAAUACGAAAGAAUCUCUUCAGAACAAGGGAAUUUCUAUCUCGGACAAGGGUGUGUCCAUAAAGACGUCGAAGAGGUUUGACAGAGAGAAUUACGUGGAUGCGACACAACGCGGCGUAAUCAAAGUUUUGGAUGCAUCCAACUUCCACCCCGGUAGCAUGGAUGGCUCUCAGCACAACAUCAAAUCUCAAUCGAGCAGCAACCUGUUAUCGACAGAUGGUGCUGCCCACGACGAAACUAAGUUUGGAAUACGUCGAACGCACAGCGGAGCGAAUAAGUGAGAACUUGUAAUAGCCGACUUCGGUACGGAGGUAUGACUACCUAGGGAAUUAUUCUGCACACAAGACUCAAAUUAGUGGGUGCGCUCGUGCUUACAUUACAACUUGGUGUUGUUGAUCAGUCUGUAAUUAUAUACGGAUGGGCAGCAGAUAGCCUGAAUAGUAUUUAACAUGUAUAUUUUUCAAACUUAGUUUUCACAGUAAUCUCCGUCAUCUAUUCUCGAGCAUGACGUUAAAGAUUCCUUAAUGUUAUACUCCUCCAUCGAUUGUGACUGGCCGGCGAGUGAUAUAGGCGGCGUCCUUGCCUAAGAGGAACGAUAU